Astyanax mexicanus (Mexican tetra) is the source of this 6463-nucleotide messenger RNA. It is a transcript of the gene pho, whose product is annotated as phoenix. Bases 207 to 5660 code for a protein of 1817 amino acids. The record is from RefSeq and is a predicted model, not a curated record. NCBI's taxonomy places the organism in Eukaryota, Metazoa, Chordata, Actinopteri, Characiformes, Acestrorhamphidae. The transcript has 5 exons.
GGAGGACCCCGCCCACCGAGCCUGUGCGAGUUGCGCGUUGUACGGAGGAGUAUCACACGUGGGAGCUGAAGCAGCUGAACGCGGAUAAACAGAGUGAAUAAUGCGGAUCUGAGCUCUGAGUUUCUGCGUGUUUUAAUCAGACUGAGCGCUGAUGAUCUGCUGAAGCUCUCUGUAGGAGCUGGUGGGGGGUCAGGAGUGUGGAGAGCAUGGAGAGUAUUUUAGAGGCGAUCACUCAGAGUGAGCUCGUUCAGCUGGACUCUGGGAGAGAUGUGGUGUUUGAAACUCCUUCCACAGACGUUCUCAACACUAUUUCACAGUAUUUUGAGGACCCAGUGAGCAGAUUCGAGGACUCGAGUGCUGCUAAACCAUAUUCACCUGUCUCAGACAGUGACUCUGGUGACAGUCUGUUUUUGACUCAGGCCGUGAGUCCGGUACUCAGGGCAGUUAAACGACACCGCUCCUCUGAAAGAUCUGCUCUUCUCAUUAAUUCAGAAUCAGAUGAUGAGAAUGAAGCAGUGCACAACAGUGGUGUGAGACGGCUACAUAAACCACGUCCAGCAUAUGUUCAACCAAAGAGGACAGAGUUCCCUUUUCUACAAAAGUGUAAGAAGUUUCGCUUUGGAAGACUGCCUGUCUGCAAGAACCAGGUUCUAGUGAAUUCAGAGAUCGGGGGCUUCUUUAAAUGUGUACAGAAAAUCAGCCAGGGAAAUGAAGUGCAAAGAACAGAGCUAAGUCCAGCAGUCUCUUCAUCUGUGCGGGAAGAAGAAAGUGUGGAAGAAGGGAGCAAAGAGGAGGACCAUGGAAAUGAUGAUGAUGAUGAUGAUGAUAUCAGAGUAGUGGAUGCAGAAUGUUUUAUUUUCAACACCGGUGUAAGAAACAGACAACCGUGGCUUCCGAAAACCAGAUGGACAGUGAGACUGAACAAAGAAAAAAAGGAAGAAAAAAACAAACAGAAGCAAAAGAGUCAAAAACAGAAAGGUGCUAAAGGAAAAACAGGAGUUCAAAAGCAAAAAGCAAAGCAGCAAACAGAGAUCCAGAAGAGAUCACGCACCAAUAAAACAUCACAGUGUAACAGCAGGACAGAAAAGCAGAAAAGUGGCACCACUGUAUCCAGGAACUUAGUCUCUUCUCCUGAAUGUUCCAGCAUGAGACAUUUACUUCUGGACCAAGAGGAACACAGUGAGAAACAGCUGGACGUUUUGGCCACAUGUUCUCAGUCUGUAGUACAAGUUGUAGACCAUCAUUUUCAUAGCAGAUCUCAUUCAGCCCAUCAAUCUGCUGAGACGUGUGCUGCGAAUGUGCCAGAAGGAGAAUUGGACAAUGAAAGAAUGGUUGAGGAAACACAAAUGCCAGACUCUGACCAGACUUUAGUGGAAGCUGAGGAAACACAUGUUCUUGAAAUGGUGGAGGAUAGAUCGAAAAAGGUUGGUGAAGAUGGAAGAUAUUUGGAAAACCUCCCAUUUAGAGAACCUCGGGAGAGUGACAAGGAUCCCGGUGAAGAGGGACAUCAUGAAGUGCAGGAUCAUGAAGACUGUGGGGAUUCUAUAGGUUCAGCGGAUCUGUUUGGGGAAGAGGGGAAUCAGUUUGAUGAACUUAUUGAUGCACCCAGUUUGACAGAUGAGAUAAGACCUAGGGAUGGUGAUGAAAACCAAGAAAGUUGUGUGGUACAGUGUGACGAGGGAAGCCCAGUGAGAGUGGAGAACACUGUGGCUAAACAAGCAGAGAUAGCCAUAGAAACAGAAAGCCCGCUGUUUAAUUAUGGUGGUAUGACCUUUUUAAAAUGGAGGAAAAGAAAAACGUCGGAAACAUCUGAAGUCUCUCAUAGCUUGCUUUCAGAUGCAGGUCAAUACAACAGAUCGUCUACAUAUGAUGAUGCUUGUGGGCAAAAGAAGAGAAAAACAUCAAGUCAUUUGGAUAAGGAUGGCAAAGGUGAGGAGGAGAAGGAGGAGGAGGAGGAGAAGAAGAGGAGUCUUGAUGUCAGGUUAUCACAGGAACCAGCACAGGCCUCGUCAAUAUCUGAAGCAAACUUCCCUACAGGAGCAAAAGAAAAUUGGAGAGUUGAGAACAAUGUUCAAUCUUGGUCUUAUAGCAGUGAUGAGACGUGUAUAGAAGAAGAUAAUCAGAUUACACGUCCGACUUCAGAAGGUCUACUGUCUGUAGCUGCAGCUGCAGCUGUAACUGAACCUGAACCAUCAACAGCAAGUAAGCUUUCUACUCCUGUAAGGACUGGAGAAGAAGUUCAGCAGGAUGAUGGCAGCCCAGCGAAGAGUCUUGUCCAAUCACAGGAGUUUGGACCACUAAAUACAAAGAAAGCAAAGAAUGCUAAUGAUAUGCAAACGAUGGACUAUGCCAAACAGGUUGAGUCAAGCCUUGGUACUACAACACAAAAACCUGUGGAGACGUCAACCCAACCAGGAUUUCUAGAGAACAAUGAUGUAGAAAGACCAGAAAGAGAAGACAUUUCUCCUUCCACAAGUACUCAGUCAGAUCAUACAGUGGAACCUUUAAAAAGCUGUGAUGAAGAAGCUAAUAGAGAAAAACAAAUAUUUUGCAAAGACAUACAAUCUGUUGACUUGGUUACACCAAAGAAGACUAAGACAAAAAAGAAGAGGCAGAAGAUUGUUGAAGAAAGCCUGGAUCCUGAGACAAGUCAUAUAGAAACGACAGGUUGUGAUGAACAGCAAGUUACUGAAUUAGUUCCAGAGAAACAACACAAGAAAAAGAAAAGGAAGAGAGAGCAUGAUGUUGAAGAAAAUUUAAAAAUCACAGAAGCCAGUUCUAUAGAAACUACUAAGCAAGGUGAGGAGAAAAUAUUGGAAAAGAAGAAAAUAUUCUGUAAAGCUUACCAUGUCAAAGCAGCAGAGAAAUCUGUAGAGGUAGUUCAGGAUUCUGAGAAGCAAACUACUGAAUUGGUUCAAGAAAACAAAAUGAAAAAGAAGAAGAAAAAAAAGAGAGAACAUGUUGUUGGAAAUAAUAUAGGUGUAGAAGCAACAGAGCAGGUUGAGUCUCUAGAAGUAGUUCAGUACAUUCCACAGCACAUUGUUGAAUCCAUUCCAGAGAAAAAAAAAAAGAAAAAACAGAAGGAACACGUUAUUAAAAAUAACGUAGGUGUAGAGACAUGUCAAUUAGAAGCAGCCGAACUAGUAGAAGAAGUACUGGAAGAUUCUGUGAAGCAAACUCCUGAAUCAGUUACAGAGAAAAAAUUGAAAAAGAAAAAAGAACAAGUUGUAGAAAAUAAUUUGGGUGUAGAAGCAACAGAGACUGCCCAGGCUCUGGAAGGUGAUGAAGCUUGUCCUGUAGAAGCAGCAAAGAAACCUGUAGAAGUAUUUCAGGAUUCUAAGAAGCAAACUACUGAAUCAGUUUCAGACAACAAAUUGGAAAAGAAGAAGAAAAAGAAGAACAAACAGGUUUUUGAAAAUAACAGGGGUGUGCAAUCUUGGCAAGUAGAAGCAGCAAAACAAGUAGAAGUACUGAAAGAUUCUGUACAGCAAACUACUGAAUUAGUUUCAGAGAAAAAAAUGAAACAGAAGAAAAGCAAGAGAGAUCAGGUUGUUGAAAACAAUGUAGAUGAUGAAGCUUGUCCUGUAGAAGCAGCAAAGAAAAAUGUAGAAGUAGUUCAGUAUUCUGAGAAGCAAACUACUGAAUCAGUUCCAGACAACAAAUUGAAAAAGAAGAAGAAAAACAAGAGCGAACAAGUUAUUGAAAAUAACAUGGAUGUGGAAGCUUAUCAAGUAGAAGUAGCAGAACAAAUAGUAGAAGUACUGAACGAUUAUGUGAAGCAAACUACUGAAUCAGUUCCAGAGAAAAAAAUGAAGAAAAAGAAGAAAGAACAAGUUGUAGAAAAUAAUGUUGGUGUAAAACCAGCAGAGACUGUUAACACUUUAGAAGUAAUUCAGUACUGUCAACGAACUACUGAAUCGAUUGGAGAGAAUAAAAUGAAAAAGAGGAAGAAAAACAAGAGAGAUCAAGUUGUUCAAAGCAAUGUAGGAGAUAAAGCUUCUCAUGUAGAAGCAGCAGAGAGAACAGUAGAAGUAUUUCAGGAUUCUGAGAAGCAAACGGUUUCAGAAAAGAAAUUGAAAAAGAAGAAAGAAAAGCUGGUUGAAAAUAAUUUAGAUUAUGUUACUGAAUCAGUUCCAGAGAAAAAAAUAAAGAAGAAAAAGAAAAAGGAACAAAUUAAACAAAAUGAUGUAGGUGUAAAACCAACAGAGACAGUUGAGAAUGUUCAAAAAACUUCUGAAUCAGUUCCAGAGAACAAAAGGAAGAAGAAAAAGAAGAAAGAACAGGUUGAUGAUGAAGCUUGUCCUGUAAAAGCAGCAGAGAAAACUGUAGAAGAAGUUCUGGAUUCUGAAAAGCAAACUGAAUCAGUUCCAAAGAAGAAAUUGAAAAAGAAGAAAGAAAGGCUGGUUGAAAACAAUGAAGGUGAUGAAGUUUGUUCUGUGGAACCAGCAGAGCUAAUCAGAGAUCUAGAGGUAAUUCAGCAUCAUGAACAGAAAGCCGCUGAAUCAGUUCCAAAGAAAAAAUUAAAGAAGAAAAAGAAGAAAGAACAAUUUAUAGAAAAUAAUGUAGAUGUAAAACCAACAGAAACAAUUAAGGCUCUAGAAGUAGUUCAGUACCAUCAACAAGCUACUGAAUCAGUUCCAGAGAACAAAAUGAAGAAGAAGAAAAACAAAAGAGAUAAGGCGUUUGGAAACAAUGUAGGUGAUGAAGCUUGUCCUGUAGAAGCAGCAAAGAAAACUGUAGCAGUAGUUCAGUAUUCUGAAAAGCAAACUACUGAAUCAGUUCUAGAGAAGAAAAUGAAAAAGAAGAAAGUAAAGCUGGUUGAAAAUGAUUUAGGUGAUGACCAUACUGACUCUGUUCCAGAGAAAAAAAUUAAGAAGAAGAAAAAGAAGGGAGAACAUGUUGAAACUAACGUAGGUGUAGAAGCUUGUUAUGUUGAAGCAACAGACCAAGUUGAGGCUCUAGAAUUAGUUCAACCCAAUCAGCAGCAAGGUACUGAAUUCAAUCCAGAGAUAAAAGGGAUGAAAAAGAAGAAGAAAAAGAAGAGAGAACAGUUUGGAGAAGAAGACAAUGUUGGCGCUGAAGCUUGUCCUGUACAAUCAACAGACCAAAUUGAGACUUUUGAAGUUGUUCAGCACUAUCAACAUCAGGCUACUGAAUCAGAUCCAGACAAAAGGGUAAAGAAGAAGAAGAAAAGGAAGAGCUUUGAGGUUUUUCAAAACAAUAUGACAGUAGACUUUUGUGAAGUGAUUCAGGAUUGUGUGCAGGAAGCUGCUGAACUAGUUCCAAAGAAGAAGCAAAAGACAAAGAAAAAGAAAGGACGGGAUGUUGAGGGAACUGUGGAUGUAGAGGCUAUUCACGUAGCCACAGCAGAGCAUGUGGAGACUCUAGAAUUGGUUCAGGAGGCUGAGCAGCAAUGUCCAGAAUUGGAUUCGGAGAUAAAAGUAGACAAGAAGAUAAAGAAGAAAAAGAAGAAACCUGAGGAUGUUGAAGAAAAUGUGGACGUGAGAGCCAGCAGCUCAAGUAAACAAGUAGAUGCUCUAGAACUGAAGCAUGAUUUUGAGCAGGAGUCUGUUCAAUUGGUUCCAGAAAGAAAGAAACUAAAGGGGAAGAAGAAGAAGAAAAGAAAGCAAGAUGCUGAUGACAAUGAGACAUGGAAAUGAGGGGAGAUUCCUAGAUUCUUCUCAGCAUGUUAAAAAGAAUUCCAAAGUUGUUGGGGCAGUUUGGUGUUGGGUGCUUUGCUCAGUGGCACCUAAGUUGUAACCUGCUGGUUAAGGGAAUUGAACUGGCAAACGUCUGGUCACAAGGCCACUUCUGUACAUCUCAUACCAUUGUGUAUGUAUACACUGUGUUUAUGUUGAAUUAUAUGUAUACAGAAUGUUGUAUAUAUUGCAUCCUAGAAGUGCCUCAGAGAUUCCCCACCAAUGCCUUCAGAAAGAAUGUCAGAAAUGAAGAUGAAAAGAGACAAUGUUGCUUCAGGUCAGAGCGUGUGCAACAUCAGAAAGAUGCAAUAUUGUAAUGCAACCACUGGACUGAAAUGAGUUAAAAGCACAGAGGACGUUUCAGGCACAUAUCUUGUCUGCAACAAGAGCAGGACAAAGAGGACAGACUACCUUUAUAUAUUCUGGAGAUUAUUCUCACUCAGAGCUGCACAUUCCAUAGUGUCUGUUGCUUCAAACCCGUGUUCAUCGACCCGUGAUGUACCUCAUCCAAAAAGAGUCCUGGACUUUUAAGAUCAUGUGAUGAAUAUCUCUGCAUACAGAUGCGUAUGCUUAUAUGUACUUCAUAAUGUAAGUUGUGUACAUUCUCUACCUCUCAAUGGGAGCUGGACUUCUUUAUUUUUAUUUAUGUUUUAGCAUAUUCGUAAACAGUGAUUAAACAAAUAAAAGAUGUACAUAUUUUUUAAAGGUCAAAACAUACUUAGAUCCUUAAUUUGUUCCUGGAAAUAAACUCAGUGCCUGUUACA